Molecule: messenger RNA, 1536 nt
Organism: Pimephales promelas (fathead minnow)
Lineage: Eukaryota; Metazoa; Chordata; Actinopteri; Cypriniformes; Leuciscidae
Source: RefSeq, a predicted model, not a curated record
AUGCCCAGCAUGCACACCAGACAUGCUGGCUAUAUCUGUAGACGGUAAUAGAAAACAUUACCGGUUCAAAAAGUCAAAAGGGACAGACGAACCAUCUCUUUUUGAUGGACUGUUCAUUGCUCCAGAUGCCAAAGUAUCUGCGUUUGUUGACCAAAUAAGAAGCCAGAUGUUAAGUAGGACCGGUCAUGAUGUCUGCGGACCAGCAACAUUUACAGCAGGCAGAGAAAUAUCACAGAAGUCCAGGGCCAAGGUGGACGAAGAGGGCCUUCAAAUAGCUGUGUGCAGACAUGGAAUCUUGCUGCAAGGCUUGAAUCACUACCGUGGUGAAAUAUAUGCCUACCCAAUGUUCCUGCAGAAGGAGCUGGCACAAGCUGCAAAUGCAACAUUCUUUUGUAUGGACAUUGCUUGCAGGUACUGGCCUUAUUUGGAAAAGAUGGCAGAGAAGUUAUCUGAGCUCCAACCACUGACCAUGAUGAAGCCUUUUCUCUCUGUAAUGCAUGCCAAGGCUCACACUGGCAAAUGUGAGCAGGUAAGGUGGGGCGGUAGAAGCCAGGAUGGUGCAGGAAAUACUGUUGGUGAAGAGGUGGAACAGGUCAAUAGCUUCCUUUCAAGGGCAGCUCUUACUACAAAGUACAUGACCAAGUCAGGCAGAGGAGAUAUGAUAACUGUGCUUGCCAUGGGAUGGAACCAUAGGAAGGUGCAGAGUCUUCACAAGACACUGGCGAAAAGAUUUGUCAAAACUACACAAAGAGCAGAAUUUGAAGCAGCCAAUCUUGAGAGUCUCAAGCAGGAGUUAAACAUCUCUAUGGAGGAUGCAGAUCGGUGGGUGUGUGAUGUCAAGCAAUGGGCAGCCACUGAGAGACGCAGUACUCACAGUAGCCAGGAAGAGCUCCAGGGAGAAAUCGAUGAGAUUAUUUAUUCCAUCCGAAGAAAGAAGCAUGAUCUGUAUCGGCAAAAUGACAGCAACCAAACAAGGCAACGCAAACGGAGGAGACUUGGUGAGCUCAAAAAGACACUUAGAGAGAAGAUAGUGCUGUACAACACCAUUCCUGGCUGUGAAGAGAAAAUCGACACCGAAGCAGCAUGCAGUCUCUCUGAUGAUUUUAUUCUGCCUUGGGAAGCACAAGGAGAUGUGGUGAGUCUCCGCUUGAAGAGGCGAGUGUUUGACCAAGUCAUGCUGGUAAGGCGGAUGGAGGAGGAGAAGAUAAUAAUUGUAAAAGAGAUGACUCAGCAUUAUCAACAUCUAAAAAAAACAUUGGAGAAACUGGACAGUCUCCUUCGGGAGACUAAAGAGGACAUCAAGAUCCGUAAUCCACCCAGAGAGCUGACCAAAGAGGCACACAGGGGGCUAUACUGCUGUCUCUUACACAAGCGGCACAUUCUGCAUCAAAAACUUGCAGCAGUCACCAGCACCUAUGGCAGUGUCAACAACACAGACCCUUCCUUCUUCAUGCUGGAGGAAGAUGUUGAAGAGGAGAGUGAGGACAACAGCAGUCCAGAACUUUCUGAAGAAGAGUCUUAAAGUUUUAGCAUAAC